Molecule: messenger RNA, 258 nt
Organism: Prunus armeniaca (apricot)
Lineage: Eukaryota; Viridiplantae; Streptophyta; Magnoliopsida; Rosales; Rosaceae
Source: the annotation of a GenBank genome assembly
AUGGCAUGUCAUGUAUGCAAGAAAGAUGUAACUUUUGGUUGGCACGUUGGAAAAUUUUGUUACCUUGGUCAUCGGAGAUGGUUGCCAUGGGACCACGAGUGGAGGGAAAAAGAUAAAGAGUUCGACGGGAACAUAGAGCGUCGCCUCAAACCUAGAGAAUGGUCUGGUGAUGAGAUACUGGACCAGCUUAAUCGUUUGGAUUUUGCUCUGUUCGGGAAAACAGUUAGUCGGAUCAGACCUUCUAUACAUAUGAACUGA